Messenger RNA from Jaculus jaculus (lesser Egyptian jerboa), 2435 nucleotides. RefSeq names its product DEAD-box helicase 27 (gene Ddx27). The transcript has 21 exons. Lineage: Eukaryota; Metazoa; Chordata; Mammalia; Rodentia; Dipodidae. The record is from RefSeq and is a predicted model, not a curated record. The coding region runs from base 40 to 2328 and encodes 762 amino acids. Gene Ontology annotation, molecular function: nucleic acid binding; RNA helicase activity; ATP binding.
CCGGCGGCGCGCACUUCCGGAAGAGGCCGCAGCUGCAGCAUGCUGUCGGAGCUGGGUUUCAUCGGAACCAUAGGCGACGAUGACGAGGUCCCGGCGGAGCCCGAGUCUGACUCCGGAGACGACGAGGAGGAGGGGCCCAUUGUGCUGGGCCGCAAGCAGAAGGCCUUGCAGAAGAGCCGCAGUGCCGACUUCAACCCUGACUUUGUUUUCACUGAGAAGGAGGGCAUGUAUGAUGGCAGCUGGGCCAUGGCUGAUGUCUUGAGCCAGCUUAAGAGGAAGAGAGCAGCCACUACACUAGAUGAGAAGAUUGAGAAAGUGCGGAAGAAGAGGAAAGCUGAGGAUAAAGAAGCCAAGGGUGGGAAGUUGGAGGAGAAAGAAGGCAAGGCAGACUGUGACCCAGAGCGGGAGGACCCAACAGGGAAGGAGGAGGCAGGCUCUGCAGAUAGCGACUCUGAGACCGACUACUCCUCUGCUGAUGAGAAGGUCCUCACUAAAGCAGACACUCUCAAGGUAAAGGAGAAGAAGAAGAAAAAGAAGAAGGGCCAGGAAGCAGGAGGAUUCUUUGAAGACGCCUCUCAGUAUGACGAAAACCUCUCCUUUCAGGAUAUGAAUCUGUCACGGCCUCUCCUGAAGGCCAUUACAGCCAUGGGCUUCAAGCAGCCCACUCCCAUCCAGAAGGCGUGCAUUCCUGUGGGUCUGCUGGGGAAGGACAUCUGCGCCUGUGCAGCCACUGGGACAGGAAAAACUGCAGCCUUUGCUCUGCCAGUCUUGGAGCGUCUGAUCUACAAACCCCGCCAGGCCCCAGUCACCCGUGUGCUGGUGCUGGUUCCCACCCGAGAGCUGGGCAUUCAGGUGCACACGGUCACCAAGCAGCUGGCCCAGUUCUGCAACAUCACCACCUGCCUAGCUGUGGGCGGAUUGGAUGUGAAGUCUCAGGAAGCAGCUCUUCGGGCUGCACCAGAUAUCCUCAUUGCCACCCCUGGUCGUCUCAUAGACCAUCUCCACAACUGUCCUUCCUUCCACCUGAGCAGCAUUGAGGUGCUCAUCCUGGAUGAGGCCGACAGGAUGUUGGAUGAGUACUUCGAGGAGCAGAUGAAAGAGAUCAUCCGAAUGUGCUCCCACCACCGCCAGACCAUGCUCUUCUCGGCGACCAUGACAGAAGAAGUGAAGGAUCUGGCUUCAGUCUCCCUGAAGAAUCCUGUCCGGAUAUUUGUGAACAGCAAUACAGAUGUGGCUCCUUUCCUGCGGCAAGAGUUCAUACGGAUCCGGCCAAACCGGGAAGGGGACCGGGAGGCCAUUGUGGCAGCUCUGCUGACGAGAACCUUCCGUGACCACGUGAUGCUGUUCACCCAGACCAAGAAGCAGGCCCAUCGCAUGCACAUCCUGCUGGGGCUGCUGGGGCUGCAGGUGGGUGAGCUCCAUGGCAACCUGUCACAGACGCAGCGGCUGGAGGCCCUCCGGCGCUUUAAGGAUGAACAAAUUGAUAUCCUGGUGGCCACAGAUGUGGCAGCCCGUGGACUUGACAUUGAGGGAGUCAAAACGGUCAUCAACUUCACCAUGCCCAACACCAUCAAACACUAUGUGCAUCGGGUGGGGCGAACAGCUCGUGCUGGCAGGGCUGGGCGCUCCGUGUCUUUGGUGGGAGAAGAGGAGCGGAAAAUGCUGAAGGAAAUUGUGAAGGCUGCCAAGGCCCCGGUGAAGGCCCGGAUUCUUCCCCAAGAUGUUAUCCUUAAAUUCCGAGACAAGAUUGAGAAGAUGGAGAAGGAUGUAUAUGCAGUGCUGCAGCUGGAGGUGGAAGAGAAAGAGAUGCAGCAUUCGGAAGCCCAGAUCAACACUGCAAAACGACUGUUGGAGAAAGGAAAGGAGGCAGCAAACCAAGAGCCUGAGAGGAGCUGGUUCCAGACCAGAGAAGAAAGGAAGAAAGAAAAAAUUGCCAAGGCUUUGCAGGAGUUUGACUUGGCCUUAAGAGGAAAGAAGAAAAGGAAGAAGUUUAUGAAGGAUGCCAAGAAAAAGGGAGAGAUGACUGCAGAGGAGAGGUCCCAAUUUGAAAUCCUCAAAGCACAGAUGUUUGCAGAGCGCAUGGCUAAGAGGAACCGCAGAGCAAAGCGAGCCCGGGCAAUGCCGGAUGAGGAACCAGCGUCAGGACCCGCUAAGAAGCAGAAACAGAGGAAGACAUCUGUAUUUGACGAGGAACUCACCAACACCAGCAAGAAGGCCUUGAAGCAGUACCGAGCUGGCCCGUCCUUUGAAGAAAGGAAACAGUUGGGUCUGUCCCGCCAGAGAAGAGGAGGAAACUUUAAGUCAAAGUCCAGGUACAAGAGGAAGUAGCGGAGGUGGCCUGAAGAGGCCCACGGGGCAGCUUAAUCCCUUCCCUGUGGGAAGUCAUCUAUUUGGUCUGUCUUCUGCUUGUUAAAAAAAUAAUUAUUGAAAAAGAA